Molecule: messenger RNA, 1862 nt
Organism: Anastrepha ludens (Mexican fruit fly)
Lineage: Eukaryota; Metazoa; Arthropoda; Insecta; Diptera; Tephritidae
Product: low-density lipoprotein receptor-related protein 4-like
Exons: 4
Coding region: 188-1336 (382 amino acids)
Cellular component (GO): plasma membrane
Molecular function (GO): protein binding
Source: RefSeq, a predicted model, not a curated record
ACUCUCUCAAUUUUGCUUGGGGUACCCAAAUCUUGCAUUCAAUCGUUCUUGACUUCCCGGCAUAUUCCGCGAAACCAGUAUAUUCUUGGCGCGUAGUGCACAAAGUCAUUGUGUUAUCAGUAGAUUUACAAGAACAAUAACAACAACAUAAAGCGAAGUUUUUAAAAAUAUUAUUUAAAUAUUAAGAAUGCACAAAAUACAAAUAUAUUUGCUUCUUAUCGGCGCACUCGGCAGCGCUUGGAAGAAUGUAUUGGACGCAACGAGGAUCCUACAAUUCGAUUGUGCUACCGAAGAUUACCAUUGGCAAUGCCAAAAUGGUGAAUGCAUCUCAAUAAAUGUGCUCUGUGAUGGCAUCAAGCACUGCCCCGAUGGUUCCGAUGAGACCAGAAGAUCUUGCGAAAAUGCAAUAUGUACACCGUUGUCAUUUCGUUGUGAUUACGGUGCGUGUAUACCGUUGAUACAGCUUUGUGAUGGUGUAGUCGAUUGUGCAGAUUCGUCAGAUGAGGGCAGCGAGAUGUGCCAAAAACGGCGCGAGGAGAUAUCAGUUGACGAAAGUAGUGAGCAAAUAAAUGAAAGGAAUUGCGUUGGCUGGGGUCAACUUAAGUGCUGGUCUGGCCAAUGCGUUAGUGUGCAUGCCAAAUGUAAUGGCAUACGUGAUUGCCAAGAUGGCAGCGAUGAGUGGGAGCGCCUUUGCGCAAAUAUCAAAUGUAAUAGACGCAAACAAUUUCAGUGUAAUUAUGGCGCUUGCAUAAGUCUGAGUGCCAAGUGCAAUGGUACAGCAGAGUGUUGGGAUGAGAGUGAUGAGACGUUAGCAGAAUGUGUACAGAAGGUGAAAGGCAAGAGUGAUAGCGAUGUUAGUAGAGAGAAACUAAAGACACACCCAACAACUCUAAUUACAACUACUCAAGGUUCGGUGCAAAUGUUCACCACACAAACAAAUGCAAUGCCUAUUUCAACUACAACAAUACUCGAUAAUGUCAAGCCCAACAAUGAAAACGAUGGUAGCGAAACACACGAGCGAGACGAAACGGAACUUGCCACUCAUAGUCAAAGUGAUAAUAAGAAACCAAUAAGUGGAAUAUAUCUAAGCGAUGUAAUUACUUCAUCACAACUUGGACAUGGCCUAGGUUGCCGCAUAUUUAAGCAUUGGCAAAGCUCAUCAUCCCGAUACUGCAAUGAUAAAUGGAUUGAAAAAAGUGAUUGCUGCACUUUAUAUGGAAAAACCAUUCCAUGCAUUCGUAUACUACCGAAUACGAUUGUGCAAAAAGAAUGCCGUUCUUCUGGUUCACGUCACAAAUGCAGUAAAGAACUAAAAUGGAUAGAAGAAACAUAUUAGCAAUAAUUAUUUAAAUUAAUUAAAAUGUAAAGGGUCUUUUAAAAGUGACGCCUAGAUGUCUGUAGUGAAUAGGUGCUAGAAGGUACCAGUUUUUAUGUCAUCUCUGACAUUUUUCAAGUAGACAGAUGUAGAAUUUGGCACGAUACAUAGAAUAGCAAGUUAAAAUUAAUAAAUCUUAUUUAUGAAAAUGGUCGAUCUUUUCGAAUUAGUCGUCAACUCAAAGGUCGGCGAAAAACUUUCAAGCAACUGACAUUUCGAGUAUAGCAAAAGGACUUUCAGACCGAAACUGGACUUUAUGUCGGGAAUAUUGCAGCUGUAGCGCAGAAUGCUGCUGAUCCACCUUCAACAUCGAUAUCUCAACGUUCUCAAUAAUUCAAUCGCAAUGCAUUCAUGAAUCGACUGUUCGACUGCUUGGCAAAUUGUAUCUGCUUGGCAAAUAGCAUCAUGAGCGCGUCUAUCAUGAUGCUAUUUUUCACACUUAAUUCUUAAGAGCCGUUUUUUUUUUAACUUUGAAUAAAAAUAGUGA